This is a messenger RNA of Myxocyprinus asiaticus (Chinese sucker), 6422 nucleotides long. Its product is annotated as FERM domain-containing protein 5. Gene Ontology annotation, molecular function: cytoskeletal protein binding. Bases 228 to 1955 code for a protein of 575 amino acids. Lineage: Eukaryota; Metazoa; Chordata; Actinopteri; Cypriniformes; Catostomidae. The transcript has 14 exons. Gene Ontology annotation, cellular component: cytoskeleton. The record is from RefSeq and is a predicted model, not a curated record.
GGUCAACUGUCGGGAUGCAACUGUCUGCUCGGAACCACAACGACUUAAUCUGGACCUGGAUGCGAGCUGGAGGACUCACACUCACCCGAACAAGAGCGGCGGAUAAAGAUGCUCUCAUCCUCGGUUAGCAUGUUUCAUUUGGGCGACCGGAGAGUUUGGUCAAUGUGACACUGCUCAAGCUUUGUGUUCUGGUCCCAGACGCAGACCAGCGAUCGUGCGUUGAGAAGAUGUUGAGUCGGCUGAUGAGUGGCAGCGUCAGAAACCUGGAGAGAGAAUACAUGUGCACCGUCAGACUGCUGGAUGAUACGGAGUAUACCUGCACCAUUCAGAGGGAUGCCAAAGGCCAGUAUUUAUUCGACCUCAUCUGCCACCAUCUAAACCUGCUGGAGAAGGACUAUUUUGGCAUUAGAUAUGUGGAUCCAGAUAAGCAACGGCACUGGCUGGAGUUCACCAAGUCAAUUUCUAAGCAGAUGAAAUCACAACCUCCGUUCACCAUGUGUCUGCGGGUGAAGUUCUACCCACCAGAUCCUGCUGCUCUAAAGGAGGAGAUCACCAGGUAUCUCGUCUUCCUGCAGAUCAAGAGAGAUCUGUACCAUGGUCGUCUCCUUUGCAAAACCUCCGAUGCAGCCAUGUUGGCGGCUUACAUCUUACAAGCUGAGAUUGGAGAUUAUGACCCAGGAAAGCAUCCAGAGGGCUACAGCUCCAAAUUCCAGUUUUUCCCCAAGCACUCAGAGAAGCUGGAGCGAAGGAUUGCAGAAAUUCACAAGACAGAGUUAAUAGGUCAGACUCCAGAAACAGCAGAACUGAAGUUCCUGCAGAAAGCACAAAUGCUUGAAACAUACGGUGUGGAUCCUCAUCCGUGCAAGGAUGUUUCUGGGAACCCAGCCUUCCUUGCCUUCACUCCGUUCGGUUUUGUUGUGCUUCAAGGGAACAAGAGAGUCCAUUUCCUCAAAUGGAAUGAGGUGACCAAACUGAAGUUUGAGGGAAAGACAUUCCAUGUAUAUGCAAAUCAGAAGGAGGACAAAAAGAUAAUCUUGACAUACUUUGCACCAACACCAGAGGCCUGCAAGCACCUUUGGAAAUGUGGUGUUGAAAAUCAAGCCUUCUACAAGUUGGAUAAGUCCAGCCAGGUUCGUACGGUGUCCAGCAGUAACCUGUUUUUCAAGGGGAGUCGUUUCCGCUACAGUGGAAGAGUAGCCAAAGAGGUCAUGGAGCAGAGUGCAAAAAUUAAACGAGAACCUCCAGAAAUACACAGGGCUGGCCUGGUGCCCAGCAGAAGCUGUCCGUCCAUUACUCAUGGGCCGCGACUGAGCAGUGUACCGCGCACCCGCCGGAGAGCCGUACACAUAUCCAUCAUGGAAGGCUUGGAAUCCUUACGAGAUAGUGCACACUCCACUCCCGUGCGCUCUGUGUCCCAUGGCGAAUCCUUCAUCCCACGUUCGCGUAGCCAGGUGACAGAUGCUGGUGACGGGACAGCAGUCAUCUCGGACGAGACCUACAGUCCAUCUGACAGCGUGCUGCCCACGCCAGUGGCCGAGCACAGCCUGGAGCUGGCUGUCUCACGCCAGAUCAACGGUGCCCCCUGCAGCAUAGAGGAGGAGAAAGAGUCAGAGGCAGGCACGCCCACUGUGGGCGAUGUGGCUGAGUUUGGAGCAGACAGUCGAGUGGCGGGCCCCAUCUCAAGCGCAGGUGGGGAGGUCGCGCUCAGCGAGGCGGAACAGGUGAAUAAGUUUGUUUUAAGUGUACUCCGUCUGCUCCUUGUGACCAUUGGACUCCUCUUUGUCUUGCUCCUCCUCCUCAUCAUCCUCACUGAGUCUGACCUUGACAUUGCAUUUUUACGUGAUAUCCGCCAGACCCCCGAGUUUGAGCAAUUCCAUUACGAAUACUUUUGUCCCCUCAGACGGUGGUUUGCCUGCAAGCUCCGCUGGGUGGGCGGGCUGCUCAUUAACAAGUGAAAGUGAGGCACUAAAGCAAUAUAAAGCCUCCCUCGUAGGGUCGAGAAGACGCUAAACACGUGGAGAGAAAAAGAGGAGGGCACCGACCUGUCCCAACCAUGAACACAGCUUCUUUCAUGAUACUCCAGCUGACUUGUGGUGGACCAUCAGUCCCACAGCUCCUCUUCUCUGCCACUUUCAGUUUUUUCUCCCCUCUAUUUGCAUUUUUACUCCUUUUUGUCCUUUAUUUUUGUUUGUUUUUUUUAACAAAGACAAAACUUUUUCAUUGCGUUUUAUUUUUUGCGGGAUUUCAGGUCAUUUCAGGUAUUUUAUUUUUUACAAAAAAUAAUAAUAAAAAAUGUAAUAAAAAAAAAAUACAUAAAAUGUUAAUACAAAGAACUGAAUUAUAUUGUUCCUUAAACAGGGAUGAAAUAUUUUGUUGCAACAAGAAAACGUUGCCUUCAUUUAUAUUUAUUUUACAAUAAUGAUUAUUAAAGUCUCUAAUGUGGUGCAUUAAGUAAGAUGGCAAGGCUUGUUGGCAUACAGUACGUACAGUAGGACUGGAAACCUGGAGAAUCUGAAAUAUUGUGGAAAAUGGGAGCAUAACUUCAUGCAUAAUUCAUAUCCAUCAUCAAUUUAUCAUUUAACUUAGUAAUUUUCUAAAGGCUGCUAUAAUUUACCACAUUGAUGAUCAGAUCAGAAGAGGGCUAUAUGUAAUGUAAGAAUGAGCAAGUUAUUUCAAAAGUGAGACAAGGCGAGACUGGAUAAGAUGUUAUUGAAUAACACCAAUGGGUACUUUUGGGUUCUGAAUUUGGUGGCUUGAUUUUUUUAGGGUGUCAAAUAUGUUUUAGGAAUGUAAUAAGUGUGUAGGCGGCAGCAAGCUGUGAAGUAGAAAUAAUAAUAAAAAAUAAAAUAAAAAUUCUAAUGGAUACAGAAACAUUAAUCAGAAUAACUUGUGUUCGGUCAUGUGACCCAAUAGUGUCAAUAUCUGUGAAAGUAUUCAUGGUUGACUUAAAAGCAACUAGCACCCAUAGAAACAGUCUAACUAGAUGUGCAAUACUGUAAGGUUUUUAUUUGAAAUAAAUGAGUACAUCUAUUUAUUGGUUUUCCUGAGGAUGUGCAUUUGCUCUUUUUAUUACAAUUCAUUAAUCCGGAGUCUUUUUAAAUAGAAACUGUAUAAAUAAAUAUUUUGUUUUUUUACUCCGUAUCAACCUUGCUCUUAAGUUUGUACUUUAUGGAUAACAUGCUAUAUUUAAUCUUAACAAUAACAAUGCUGUACUUUUUGUACAAUAGUAGCUAGUUUCUUAAUAUAUCGACAGUUUUUCCAUGUAUAUUUUAACAGUACUGAAAUGUUAUUUUGUUAUUAAAGAUUAAAUUAUACCUUUUUUUAGCUGUGUUUCAGAUGAGGUCUAGAAUUUAUGGCAUUUCUGCCAAGGGAGACACAAGAAAGAUUUUUAUCAAGAUCUACAGUAGAACCCAUGUCCAGUUCUGUCACUUAACCAGCAAUGAGAAAACCAUAUUGACUUCAAAUGUUCCUGUGCUUUGUGUAUUGGUAAAGGCCCUGCAUUUGAACAAUAUUGAUUGCUUUACGCUCAGUUUAGCCAAAAGACUGAGUUUUGGUGUGCUUUUUUUUUUUAUUUUAUUUUUACAAUCAGUGUUAUUGGCAAUAUGUACUAGAAGGCCAGGAUUAGUCUAUAGUGCACCAUGUCCUGAUUUAUCUAAAUAACUGAUUUGUCUAAAAUGUAUUUAGCAAUUUAUUUGAAGACAGAAAUUAUUCUCCCAGUGGCAUGCCAGUUGGACAGGGAUUGUUUAUUUCUGAUAAUACAUGAUUAGUCUGCCCCUUUGUAACUGUUAAUGAUGCAUUUGUUUUUGUGUGUAUGAGAAAGUGAAAAACAUAGUGCAAAAUACUGAACACACAAGAAAAGACCAUUUUUAUCUUAUUUUGUGUACAGAGAAAGAUGCGGGAUUGAGAAACAAGUAACAUAUAGGCAGUGGUAAUUACAGUAGUAAAGAUGUUGGAAGGGUGAUGUUUUAGGACUUACAUAGGUAUUCACACUACAAUAAAUUAUUAUAAUUGUCACAGCAGCUUUUGCCUUAAGCAUUAGUUUGUGGCAGCUCAAACAGCUUGGUUGUACUCUUCUGGUAUGUUAUUUUAAAUGAACAUGCCUCUAUCCACCAAUUGCAAUCUCCUGUUGUCACUUCAGUACAGCCACUAUGGUGCUAGGGAAUGAAUGAUUAGUUACCUUCUUAGAAUUUACCACUGUGUAAACCUGUAAUCAACAGUGGCUGAAAUGUGCUAUCAUUAAUUAUUAAAUUAGCCAGACUGCAAUACUGCUAAUUAGCCAGCUAAUGUGUUUGACUAUAAGAAUUGGGCAGUCUAGUCACAUGCCUUUAUAUAACAGUUUUGUAGAACUGCUGUCUUCCAUUGCUACAGGGGCUGAAGGAAAACCUAUUUCAGCUUCAACAAACAUGAGAUGCAUGGAACACUGAACCAGAAAUUGUAAGAAUCCUCUAAUACAUGGAAAACAUGGGUAAGAUGUAGAUAAAUUCAAAGAAGGAAUUUGAAAGGCAUUAGAGUUAUGCAUGUCUCUUACCUUGAAGUAUCCAUGCAUGCAUUAUUAACAUCUCUGAUGUGCCAAAUAAUUAUUGUGGUGGCUUAUGUCCAUUUAAAUUUUUAUAGAACUUGAUUAAAGGGUUGUUUUCACAGUACAAUAAGGCAACAGUUGCUCUGAUGGCUACCAGCAUGUCAAUAAGGUUGGGUAUUAUUUAUUUAGAAAAUCAAAUAAAACUUAAUUGGAGACAAAUUGCUUUAGCAAGCAAUAAAAUGCUAGUAAAGGUUUCACAAAUGAAGUGGAUUUAAGAUUUGAUCAGAUUUUACUUAUUGACAGCAUUAUGUAGCCUCAGCCCUGCAUGGCAGCACCAUUCAAUAAGCAAUAACCUGUUGAAUUAUAGAAUAGGGAUGAGUGAUCUUUUUGAUGGUUUGUGGGCUGUUGUGUAGCAAGUCUGACUACCUAAAGUUUUAAAAAAAAGUAAGGAAUGAAAACAUUUCAUUUGAGUUAGACACAAAAGUGUGAUUGCCAACAAACCCGGAAGCUAAUUUUAUAAGAUGAUUAUUUCCAAAAUUUGCUACAUUUUAUACUCAUUGUAAUCACUCAUCAUUGUGUUUUAAUUCUGAACUGUUAGCCUUCUGGAGUUCUAUGUUUCUCUUCGUUCUUGAAAUGUUAUUGCACAAGUUUCAAAAGGAAAAGCUGCAAGCUAGCACAGGCUCAUUUCUAGACUUGUACAUCAAGGGCAAUCACUACUACUACUUUGUGUCCAUGUGAGCUUCUACAUUUGUCUCUAGACAGUUUACUUGUACUAUACUGUAUGGCCAGGUUUGACUGUGAUGAAUGCACAGGUCCUAUAAAGGACACUUGUCAGCUAAAUCGGUUCAUCAUUUCUAUAGACAACUAAAUGGGUUAUUUCAUAAGGUCUCUGUGAACGUAAAAAAAAAAUGUAUGCUUAAAUGCUGAAACAGAGGGAGCUGCAUUAAUGUGCAGUUAAACACCUGCCAUGACACUUAUCAAAUGAAAAGUAGACUUUCAUGAGUUUUACACUGCAGAUAAAGUACUUCACUAGCUUAAAAUAUAUAUUCUGAAACCAAGUGCAAAAUGUUAUUCAAGUGAUCCAGCUUAAAUAUGAGCCUAUUAAAGAUGGUGGUUUUAACAUUUAAAAAUUUUGUAGUUAGAUGUUGGUCUGCAAUUUUGAAAUCUUGUUAUUGACUGGCAACUGUUCUAUAAGAUAUAGAGCUGUAUUGGUAAAUUGAACAGGCACCUCAUUUCAAGCAAGGUCAGGAUUUCCUCCAGGUUCAUAAAGCAGGUGCCUACAGAAGAUGGACAAGGGUUUAAAUAUACAAGAGCCACUUGUUCAGCCUCCGACACUCAAUGAUAGCAUUAGACUGCAGCUAUGGGACCUCUAAGAUUUUCCGGGUUCAUUACUGAUAAUUAUUCUCUCAAACAAACUUUUUUCCCUCAUUAACCCAGGGACUUACCAUAGCUACAUACAUAGCUCCUUACAUAGAAAUUCCCUGAUUAUUUGGUAAAAUCUGACUUCACCUGAACCGUAAAAGUCAGAUCCACUGCCACACUGAGAUUCAAUAAAGAUCAGUGGAGGUAACAUGCAUCACUUACUGUACUGUGUUUUUGUCACUUUGCCAGCCCCCACAGUCCCCUCAACAGCUUCUAUGCAUAAACAACAAUUUGUUUGUGUUUGUGGGUGUGUUUUUCUGUAAUCUGCAUCUGGACUGGAGGUUGCCAUUUAGUUCCUUAUUAUAUAAAUAAUCAAAUAUAUACAAAAUGUGCAAAAUGCAGUUCCUGUUAAGUUAGAUUCAUUCCAAAUCACCUUUGUACUGUAGGAAAUAUUUCAUGCAAAAUGGUCUUUGAAAUUGUUUCACUAAUAGUCUCUUGUAACUGGUGCCAUGGAAAUAUUCAAACUUGAAAUAAACUUUCA